GGGGAGGUUUGGGGCUGGGCGUCGUUUUAUCAUGCUGCUCCCGUCUGGGGGAGUCCAGAGUGUCCGAGAGCUCGCAGCCAGUGGAGAGUCGUCUUCGGUCAUCGGGAGUCCGCAGUCCAGCCUUCGACAGCGCCUUCAACGCCAAUGAACUGAGUGCCCGCCCCUCAGCUCCAGGUCUCCGCCAGCAUGGAUAGCUUCCCCAACUCCUCCGACCACCUGCACGAGCACAACGGCUCGCUGCCCUGGUUCUUCUACGAGUGCACGCUGGAGCUGAACGAGGACGCACGGCGCAUGGUGCUCUUCCUACUCUACCUGCUGCUCUUCAUGGUGGGGCUGGCGGAGAACGCCCUGGUGGUGUGGGUGAACUGGCGGCGCCGCCACUCGCGGAGCGGGGUGACCUUCUGCGUGCUGAACGUGGGCGUGGCGGACCUGUGCGUGAUGCUGGUGUUGCCUUUCUACAUGCUGGAGGUCAUCCUGAACAGGGUGUGGCUCUGGGGCCGCACCCUCUGCAAGGUGACGCACCUGGUCUUUGUGGUCAACAUGUAUGGCAGCACCUUCUUCCUGGCCUACAUGACGGUGGAGCGCUACCUGUCCCUGGCCCGGCCCGCGCAGAGCUGGGGCCCGCCGGAGAGGCGGCGCCGGGCGCUGAUCUGCGGCUCGCUGUGGGCGCUGGCCCUGUUCCUGACGCUGAUCGAGAACGUGCACGUGGACCUGCUGGAGUGGGACGAGCCCGGCUGCUACAUGCUGCCCUCGCACAGCUUCGCCGAGUGGUACACGGCCGUCACCCUCAUCUGCCUGGUCUUCGAGUUCCUCAUUCCCGGCGCCAUCAUCGUCACCUUCAACAUCCUCAUCGCCCGCGCCGUGAAGGCCGUGCCCGGCGUGGAGGGGCGGCGGGACUGCUGGAUAGUGCACGUCUACUCGCUGGUGUUCGUGCUCUGCUGGCUGCCCUACCACCUGGUCAUGUUCCUGCUCAUGCUGGACGACCUGUCGCCCACCAGCUUCAGCUGCAACCUGGUGGAGCUGCUGUACUUCUCCUACUGCAUCGUGGAGUGCAUCUCCCUCUUCCACUGCGUCGCCAACCCCAUCCUGUACAAUUUCCUGAGCAAGAGCUUCCGCACCGACCUGAUCAACACCGUGGUGCGCUACAUCCCCCGCGAGGCCGCCCAAGCCGAGCCCCACGACGCCAACGGCAAGCCUGCGGGGGCCAGGAGGAAGGACCGGGAGGCCAGUGACUCCACCACCAGCCACUCGGUCGUCAUCUCUUAGGAAGGCACGGGGAGCUGUCCGUGGGGGCGCCCGGGGCAGGUGGCAGGCUAGUUGGCAUCGGAACCGUCCGCCGCCCUGCGCCGCAGCUCCCAGCUCCUCUUCCGGUUAGCUCCUUCGCUCCCCUCCCUGCGAUCCCGCAGGCGCCCCCUCACCGGGCCGGCCUGUGCUGGAGCUUUCUCCUUUGUUGUUUCUUUUGCGCAGCCCGGCCCAAAACAAAUCCAUACCAGAACCUUUUCAGACAACCAGGCCGGCGGCUGCCCUGAACAGCGCAAGCUCCCGGGAAUAAAACGGCUCGAUGAAUUCCCUGAUCUCUCGGGAGCUCGGCCGGGAGCUCGUCAUUCUGGAACUCAGCCUCUUAACGGCCCGUCAGGAAGCACGCGGACAGCCCGGCUCCCGAGCUGCUCCCAGUCCCUGCAGACACAGAACACACCCCAGCAGGCUGCCUUCGUCACUCUCUGUAUCCCCUGUCCGAAUUCUUAUCGGCUCACCUUGGCUAGCUGGUAGUGUUCUCCCUGUGUGCGCUGGCCUUAGUCAUUUUUAAUAAUUUAUUCCUGUUGUAGUCUAUAUCCUUGUAUUAAAACUAUUACAAUCUUCAUAUAUGCUGUAUAUAUUGUAAAACACCCUGGUCAAGGGUAUGUGCUACACAAAUAAAUAAUUUACAGUGAGACAAUAA
Lepisosteus oculatus (spotted gar) is the source of this 1939-nucleotide messenger RNA. It is a transcript of the gene ackr5, whose product is annotated as G protein-coupled receptor 182. The record is from RefSeq and is a predicted model, not a curated record. Gene Ontology annotation, cellular component: membrane. Lineage: Eukaryota; Metazoa; Chordata; Actinopteri; Semionotiformes; Lepisosteidae. Gene Ontology annotation, biological process: G protein-coupled receptor signaling pathway. Gene Ontology annotation, molecular function: G protein-coupled receptor activity.